Molecule: messenger RNA, 2348 nt
Organism: Ochotona curzoniae (black-lipped pika)
Lineage: Eukaryota; Metazoa; Chordata; Mammalia; Lagomorpha; Ochotonidae
Gene: GTPBP3
Product: GTP binding protein 3, mitochondrial
Exons: 9
Coding region: 403-2124 (573 amino acids)
Biological process (GO): tRNA methylation; tRNA wobble uridine modification
Cellular component (GO): mitochondrion; cytoplasm
Molecular function (GO): protein binding; GTP binding; GTPase activity
Source: RefSeq, a predicted model, not a curated record
CGCGCCCGCCCACUCGCGUCUUGGGUGCUCGUCGCCGCCCGCAUCGACGGCGCAGGCAGCCUCUCCCCACUCCCCGCCCGCGCUGGCCGAGAACCAGAGAAUCAGCUGCUCCUGCGUCCGGGCCCGUCGCCGCCCUAGGACUCCUACAUUCGGUCCAACGUUGCCCAGAGGGACACCCUUUUGGCUUGCACACCUCCUCCCUGCCGUCCAACCUGCCCCCUCAAGUCACCCAAUGACAUCCAAGGUCUGCCGCCGGGGGGGCGGGAGUUUCUCCCAAGCGCCCAAUGGACGUCCAGCAUCGUUGAACAUAUGACCAAUCACGGCGGGGAGGAGGCGGGACCUCCUGCCCGAAGUUGAAGCCGCGCAGGAAGGUCGGGCAGGACGGUGGCGGAUUUGAAAUCCAUGUGGCGGUGGCUGUGGACCCGGGUGGUCCGGGCGGCCGCGGGGCCUCGCAGCGCCUGCAGCCGCCGGGGUUGCAGCAACAGCAGCAGCACCAGCAGCUCGGCCCCCGCCGCCGGCGCCACCAUCUUCGCGCUGAGCUCGGGCCAGGGCCGCUGCGGGGUCGCCGUGAUCCGGGCCAGCGGCCCUGCCAGCGGCCACGCGCUGCGGAGCCUCACGGCGGCCCGGGACCUGCCCCCCGCCCGGCGCGCCAGCCUGCGUCUGCUCAGCGACCCGAGCUCCGGGGAGCCGCUGGACCGCGCGCUGGUGCUGUGGUUCCCAGGUCCCCAUAGCUUCACGGGUGAGGACUGUGUGGAGUUCCACGUGCACGGAGGCCCAGCCGUGGUGAGCGGCGUCCUGCAGGCACUGGGCAGUGUGCCAGGGCUGCGGCCUGCCGAGGCGGGCGAGUUCACUCGCAGGGCCUUCGCCCACGGGAAGCUCGACCUGACCGAGGUGGAGGGACUGGCAGAUCUGAUCCACGCGGAGACAGAAGCGCAGCGGCGCCAGGCACUGCGACAGCUGGAUGGCGAGCUGGGCCAGCUGUGCCACGGCUGGGCGGAGACACUCACCAAGGCGCUGGCGCAUGUGGAGGCCUACAUCGACUUUGGCGAGGAUGACAACCUGGAGGAGGAUGUCCUCAGUGAAGCCCACAAGGACGUGCGGGCACUGGAGGCCGCCUUGGACGCGCAUCUGCGAGACGCGAGGCGGGGCCAGAGGCUCCGCUCCGGGGCGCACGUGGUGGUCGCCGGGCCCCCCAACGCAGGCAAAAGCAGCUUGGUCAACCUGCUGAGCCAGAAGCCCGUGUCCAUCGUGUCCCCUGAGCCAGGGACCACCCGUGAUGUGCUGGAGACCCCGGUGGACCUGGCUGGCUUCCCAGCAUUGCUGAGUGACACAGCGGGGCUAAGGGAUGGCGUGGGGCCAGUGGAGCAGGAGGGGGUGCGGCGUGCCCAGGAGAGGUUGCAGCAGGCUGACCUGGUCCUGGCGGUGCUGGACGUGUCGGACCUGGGCUCCUCCGCCAGUCGCCACUUCCUCGCCUCGGUCGUGGGUCCGCGGUGCAGCCUGAGCCCCGGUGAGCGCCAGCAGCGCCUGCUCCUGGUGCUCAACAAGGCAGACCUGCUGCCCGGCGCAGGCCAGGACCUGGACCCCUACCUGUCUGCGGGCCUGCUGCGCAGUGCAGGCCAGGACUCGGAGCCCCGGCUGUGCAGUGCAGGCCAGGACCCGGAGCCCCGGCUGCCUCCGCACCUGCUGCCCGGUGCAGGCCAGGACCCGGAGCCCCGGCUGCCUCCGCACCUGCUGCCCAGUGCAGGCCAGGACCCGGAGCCCCGGCUGCCCCCGCACCUGCUGCCCGGUGCAGGCCAGGACCCGGAGCCCCGGCUGCCCCCGCACCUGCUGCUGUCCUGUCUGACGGGCGCAGGCUUGGAUGACCUGCUGGAGGCGCUGCGGACGGAGCUGGCUGCGCUGUGCGGGGACCCGGCGGCCGGCCCUCCGCUGCUGACGCGCGCCCGGCACCUGCACCACCUGCGCGCCUGCCGGGAUGCCCUGGCACACUUCAGGCCGGCGCGGGACCUGGCGCUGGCGGCCGAGGCGCUGCGUGUGGCCCGCGGGCACCUGACGCGCCUCACAGGCGGCGGCGGCACCGACGAGCUGCUGGAGCUCAUCUUCCGGGACUUCUGUGUGGGCAAGUGAGCACAAGCGAGCACAAGCGAGGAUGCUCCAGUGGCCUGAGGCGUCUCUUUCUGGAACUUUCUGCACGCCUGUGGAUGCCACCUUCCAAUCUGUGUAUGGUUUUGUUUCCCGUGAAAGGAAACUUUCUGUUUAUUGAAAAGAAGGCAGAGUAGUGACACAGGGAGACAGAAAGAUCUUCCAUCCACUGCUUCACUCCCCAAGUGGCCGCGAUAGCCGGAACUGAG